AUGUUUAUAAUUUUUUUAAUCUAAGCUUUAUACUCGUUAAAAGCAGAGAACUUUUUGUGUGGACUACGCCUAUUUUAUGACGAGUCAACAUUUUUUCUGAUUGACUAACAAAAUGAAAAUACGAUGCCUUACAUACUAACAAGCCAAUCACCUCAUUUUGGGUUAGAUAUCCAGUAAAGUUAUAAAUCCUCACCAAGUUUGAAUAAUAAUUCAUAUUUUUUGGUCGGAUUUUCAGAUGCCUAUAUUUUUGCAGGUGAUGCUAGUGAAAUAUAAUGGAUAUCGAUUUAGGAGUUCAAAGUCAAUCAAAAUAGAACCAAUGCAUCAAUUCAUAAAUAUAAUGGUUAUAAUGGAUAUUUUGUUGAUAAGGGAGUAGAUGGAGGGCAUUUGCUAAUCUCCACAGAAAAUUUGGUUCGAGAUUUUUCUUAUGGCAAAACGGAUGCUGUAGAUAAAUUUGAGAAAAUGGGUUUUAUUUAUAUUGUAUCUUGGGGUGGCAAAGGGGAUGCGUUGCUGAUUUUAAAAAGAUUUAUACAUUUAAUCGAAGAAUCUGAAGGUUAAGAAUAUUGUUAACAAAAGGUCGCUUUAAUCUCAUUAGAGUAAAUCAAAUGUAAUUUAGAUUAAAACUUUGAACGCUUAACCUUUCAUACACCUGAUCUAUAUCAUCCACCUAUACACUACCAUUUGGGAAAUGAAAUAAUCAAUGGGUCCUUGGAGAAUAAAUAUUUUACUAAAAACUAUCCGGGACUUUAAGUUUUUGUUGCAUAAAAUUUGAAUUAAGAAAUUCUAGAAUUGAGAAUUCCUCUUAAAAAUAUGGAAAUUCAUUAAUAAACAAUAUAGUAUCCAUUAAGUGGACUAGUUAUCACUCUAUAACAAGAAAAUAGAGGAUUUAUUCACAUUGUAAUUUUUGAGAGUGAUGAAGAAACUCUUAUACAUUACAAAGAAGAUGAAAAUCUAGCUUAUAUAACUGUUGGUAUGACUGAUUCAAAAGUCUUUGUCUUUUCAUUUGUUACUUCAUAAUUUACUAAAUUCCCUUCAAUGGAUUUGAUUGAGCAUGUAUUUUAAGAUUGUAUUUUCAUAAUUCACUAAAGAAACAAUGUUUGUGAAAAUACCCAAGGAUAAUGUGCAGAUGUUUCUUUAAACCUGUUUAAACAGCUAUAAUUUGAAUUGCAAUCAGAUUAAUUAGUUAAGUUUAAAUCUAAUGGAGAAUAUUAACAAACUCCAUUUGUUGAGAUGUAUGAAAAUCAUACAUAAAUCUCGAAUGAAUUUAAUGUGUUAUUUUCUUCUGAGAUUAACAAUAGAGAGAUGAAUCAUGGUGGAUAUAUUGGGUCAUAUCUUAGAGUCACCUAUAAACAUUAAAGCAUAAAUUCUUUGAUUAUUAAUGAACAGAAUGAAAAUUUAGAAGUAUUUUAUAGUAUUAAUGAUAAUAUUUAUUUUCAUUCAAUUCGAAAUAUUACUGGAAAGACUUAUGUUUUGGUAUUUACAUCUUAAAAUGAGUUAACAGACAUAUAAUGCUUGUAAUUGUUCAGGGAAUUCAUUGAUCACAUCUAAAAGUUAUUUAUAAUUGAUUAGGUUGAAAAUCAUUGUGAAGCCAAACAAAGAUACUAUGAUGUAACACCCAUCUAGUAUAAGGAAAUACAUAAACUAAAAAAAUAGCCAGCAGAGUUAAUUUAAACUGCUGAUUAAGAUUAAUUUGAAUAAAGCGAUUUAGAAUAUUCAACAAAUGAUGAUGAAAGUUGUUCAACCAGUCUUAAUACGAAUUCAGAAGAACUAGGAUUAGUUAGCGAGGCUUCUUUAAUACCUGAUGAGAACCAUCUAGAAACUUAAAAAAAUGAAAAUAUAAGAGAAAACGAGAAUUUAACAACCUAAGAUCCAUCAUAAAAAGGCAACUUUGAUAAUUAAAAUUAUAAAUAACAAUAAUAAGAAAUAUCACAAUAGAUAAAUAAUUUUGAAAAUAAAUAAAUUUAUUAAAGUAAAAGAGAACAGCUUGAUUAAAAUGAAAAAUCAAAACUAAACUAACAAAAUCCAAGCUCUAAAUAAAAAGAUUUAAAAUCUUAAUUGAUAAAACAACUAGGAAGUAAGAUGGAAAAAGUAAGUUCGCAGGUUAAAAAAACUUAAAACUCAUAAUAAAAUAAAGUUUAAGAAACAUAGACUUAAGGGAGUGAAUAAGUGGAAGAAUAAGAGCUGUAAAUGGAUUAAGGAGAAUAAUAUCAAAAAACAUUUCAUCAAAAAGAAAAAGGAUCUUCGAAAAAUGACUAAUAUUAUGUUAUGGGAAAUAGAUAUUCAAAUAGAGAGCAUUAUAAUAGAGAUUAUGGUAGAAGAGAAGAAUAUUAUGGUAGAAGAGAUAAUUAUUACGGAAGAAGGGGGGGUGAUCAUUAUGGUAGAGGAGAUGAUUAUUAUGGGAGAGAUAAUAAUUAUUAUGAGAGAGACGAUUAUUACGGGAGAGAUGAUCAUUAUGAUAGACAUAAUAGUAGAAGAGGACCUCUAUUGACUGGGUAGAGUGUCACAAUACCAAAAAAUCCAAACGAUUAAGAGUUAGGGAAAUUCUUAAGGGAAGUUAUUAGCAAAUUAUAUAUUUAUUCAGAUCCAUGCGAUGCUAAAUCUACAAAUUAUAAUCCAAAUAAUUGUGAAGCAGACAAUUACUAUGGUUCUUCUUCAAUAAAAAGAUCAAAUCCAAGACAAAGGGAUUUUUAUCGAAGUGCUUAUAAAUAUGAUAAUAGAUAUGAAUACAGGGUUUGUAUCACUGUCUAUAGUAAGUGUUAUUUCAAAGGGGAAUCUUUGUAACUCUGUGGUCACCAAAGGAAUAUUCCAAAAUCCUAAUAAUCUUUAUAUAUUCUAUCUAUUAGAGCAGAUGAAAAUUACAUUGUUGAAUUUUAUAUGAGAGGAAGUGAUGGGAGAUCAGAAUUAUACACAUUAAAAGGUACUUAAUAGUGUUUAAAGUCUCCAUUAAGAGUUGAUUGGCUAUUACAAUGA
Molecule: messenger RNA, 2967 nt
Organism: Paramecium tetraurelia
Lineage: Eukaryota; Ciliophora; Oligohymenophorea; Peniculida; Parameciidae
Exons: 6
Biological process (GO): response to starvation
Cellular component (GO): nucleus
Molecular function (GO): DNA-binding transcription factor activity, RNA polymerase II-specific; cis-regulatory region sequence-specific DNA binding
Source: RefSeq, a predicted model, not a curated record